Molecule: messenger RNA, 5354 nt
Organism: Mya arenaria
Lineage: Eukaryota; Metazoa; Mollusca; Bivalvia; Myida; Myidae
Product: latrophilin-like protein 1
Exons: 27
Coding region: 296-4183 (1295 amino acids)
Biological process (GO): cell surface receptor signaling pathway; G protein-coupled receptor signaling pathway
Cellular component (GO): membrane
Molecular function (GO): G protein-coupled receptor activity
Source: RefSeq, a predicted model, not a curated record
UGUCUGUUGGGUUAAAAUGUUCACGAGCAUGACCGAAGCUGUUUAAAUUAAUGCGUGUAUACUGUGUAUUCAAAUUUAUUGUUUUGGGGAAUUGACUUCAAUAGGAUGACAGAAUAAAAACCGGUUAUCACACCCUUGUUAAAUGUGUAUUGUUGCUAUCUAUAGUUGAUGUAUUAGUCAGUGAAUUGACUGACUUUUUAAAGUGUGGAAGUUUGGAUAUAAACAUCCAAUAAAAAACGGAUCUGUUCGUAUAAAGGAUUAUUACAACAAGGUUAGUGUGUCUUGCAGAAGAGAUAUGAGCCUGCGGCGCUUACUUGCUGUUCUUCUUUUCUGUGGUUUAGAACAAACGGCCUUUUCAGGGCUUGUUGAUGUCGGGCAAGAACGUGUCUGUGAAGAUGGCUGGGCUGAGAUGACAGAUAGAGUCUCCCAGGGGACAAUCUGUAUACAGGUCAACACCGCCCCGAAAUCUUGGCGUGAGGCCGAAGCCUAUUGCUCUGGAAGCAUCUCCAAUUUGAUAUCGUUGGACAGGAUAAAUGACUUUGAGGUGUUCUUACCUAGUACCGAGUCAAUAUCUCGUGUUGGAGAUAUCGUGUUUGACAACUAUAAGCUGACGGAAUUUUGGAGCGGAAUGUACACGUCCAAAGAGGGCCGUCUGAUGUGGGAUGACUACGGUCCACAAUUCGUUCGCAAGUUUUUUCCCGCGAGUUGGAAUUGGGGACCUAACGAGCCGGACCCUACACAAGGUGCGUGUGGACGGACAGUGCUCGGUACCAGCCCGAUAGGUGACACUGGCGACUUUCAGUUUAACGGCAGCAUUGAAGUGUCCCUAACGGAUUGCACAAGGCCGCUUCCGUUUAUAUGCAAGAAAGAUCCGGUGGAAAUCGUUGUUAAAAAAGCACGCUUCUGCGAAGACAACUGGUAUGGAAAUCAAUAUGUCCCAGUGUGUUAUCAGAUAUUCAAAGAGCCACUUCCGUUCCAAGAGGCGCGCGCAUCGUGUGAAAGCCACAAGGGGAAAUUGGCAGUCGCCUUCACCAACUUUGAACGCAGGAUGAUUGUGGCGGUGUUUUUAUUUUAUGAACGUACAGAUGAAUACUUCACAAGCAAAACAGUUGACCAACUUUGGGUGAACCAGACGAACGUUGAAAGUCCGUGUACCGUGUAUUUCACGUUGCGAAACGAUUUUGCGCCUGUUGGAACGUGUGAUAGAAACCAUUUGUACAUCUGCACCAAACCAACAAGGUUUUUAGGUCAUCCCGAAUUCGAGAUUGGAGGCCCGUACCUGGAUCAAAACGAGCUUCUCGAGUAUGCACCCUUUACACCACUCACACUGUACGGACAACUUGACAGGGCCUUUUAUGAAGGAGAAGUUGGAUUUGUUCAUACGCCCACUGCAAUUCUAAAUUCCACAUCGAAUUAUAUUCAGGAACAGUACCCUGCGCAAUAUACGGUAAAAAUAUCUGAGAAGAAUUCAACGGUAUGCAGUGUGAACGUAACGUUUCCACUCCCGUCGGCAUAUCAACGUUUACCAGAAAGAAAACGACGUCAGGGGCAGUCGGAAUUAUUCCGUUCACGGAAAACAAUGUAUCCUACAAGAGCGCGUCCAAACCAAAAAGCCAAUCAAAUUCAACUACCUAUUUUUUACGUCGAUUACGGCUACAUCAUGCGUACGACCGGUUACUACACGUUUGGCGUGUACAAUAUCAACCCUCCUCAAUCUUAUGAACCAACGACUCCCGUGCUCGUCCGGUACUCGGAAGCGGAUUUGUACAUAUAUGUUGCCUUCAUUGACUUCGUGCCGCCAGGCUUUAAGGAGAUGUAUAUACCCAUGUCUGCUAUACACGAGUUUAAUCUCCUUAAAGAUGAGAAUUACCUUUAUAGAAACGAGUUCACUUCAAGGUUCACUUCAAGGAUGCUUAAUUCGUUUAACUUGCCCCCUGCACUGCGGAUAGUAGCAAACGAUUAUAGAGGAAAGAUUGAAAAUAUCAGCUCAAGCACACUGAAGAUGCGUAUAUUUGUGGCUCCAAGUGUGUCCAGGGAUACAUCAACCGAUCUUGAACAAACCGUAUUGCAAAUUGUCAAGGAGCAUUUAAAAACUGAGGCUAACAGCUUCGUAUUUAAUCCCGAGUCUAUAGUAAUUCGGAGUACAGUCGCUUGUCCACUUGCCGUUACACAACAAGAUGGAAAGAAUGUGACGUUUCCAUCAACACGGAUUGGGAGCGAGGCUUUUAGCUGGGAACGUUGCUACUCAGAAAACAAAGCCUUAGCUACUGCCGAUUGUGGAGGGAAUUAUGACGAUGGAGCGAGGUGGCAAAAUAUUAGACUGGCCCAUGGUUGCGGAGUUGUUCCUGCUUAUAACCAGUCCAAUAGCACUGUAGAGCUUAAAAAUAUGUCUGAGACAACAUUUGAUAUACAAAACUUCAAGGAAAUUUUGGAUAUUACCGUGAAUUUGACAGACCCAGCUUUUAACUUAACGGAAGCAGAUGUCAUAUACGCUGCUGAUAUUCUCUACCAUUACCUGGACUUUGAUUUUGGAAAUACUGAGGAGGUGAUGGACUAUGUUUUUAGUAUUACUAACAACAUACUUCGGACCAGCCCUGAAUCAAUAGACCGCGCCCAGAAGAUUUCAAACGCUGCGAACAGGAUUAUUCUAUCAGUUGAUGACCUAACGAAUCAAGUUCAACUAUCCACCAGCGACUCCUUGCAGUUUAUUCGAGACUUUAUUGCGAGCGAAAUAUGGGUUCAAGAUGGAUUUGGUGACCUUGUAAUUGGAAUAAAUCUUAGUAAUACGACUGCUAAGAUGAUAGAACAAGACUCUCUUUCAUCUAUAAAAAAUCCGGAUGAUGUUGAUGUUCCGACUGUUGAUGCAGCUAUUUACCUUGAUGAAAAUUUGGUCAAAGGAAGUUCGUCGAGACUCACCUUUCACAUUUAUGCAAAGACCGACAUAUUUUCAACUGCUGGAAAUCGAUUCAAAAUCAACAGUAAAGUUGCUGCAGUCAGAUUAACAAAGAAUGGCAGAAACAUUGUACAGUUGGGGGAUGAUUCUGUAACGUCGGUGUUUCAUGUUUUUGAGGACCACAGUCACCUUGUUUGCUCCUACUGGGAUUAUUCUGCAAACGAGGAUGCAGGCGGUUGGAAAACUGAAGGGUGUACUAUGACGUCAUCAGUCGACAAUAUUGUCAUCUGCAAGUGUAACCAUCUCACAAACUUUGCGGUGUUAAUUGAUCUUAAAGGUGGUAGUGGAAUUUCUGAGGCUGACAAACUUGCAUUAGGAAUUAUCACAAAAGUUGGACUCAGCAUAUCAAUAAUAGGCCUCGGGCUUACCAUCCUUACGUUCAUUGUUUUCAAGCACUUGCGCAAUGGUCGUGGUCAACAGGUCUUGAUUAACUUGAGUGUGUCAAUGCUGUGCUCCGCAAUAUUGUUCCUUGUUGGUGUGGAGCGGACAGAGUCGCGUGGUGGAUGCAUCGCUGUGGCUGCACUUCUUCAUUACUUUAUCAUCGUAUCAUUCAUGUGGAUGCUUGUCGAGGGGAUCUUGCAGUACCUGCGAUUUGUCAAAGUAUUAGGAACAUACAUUCCUAAAUUCAUGAUCAAGUCGAUGAUACCGGCAUGGGGAAUACCCUUGAUUCCUGUUAUUAUAGUUUUGGCUAUCGAUUAUGAUAUGUACUACGGUGGAAAAGGAUAUUGCUGGUUGUCAGGAGAUCCACUGCUGUAUGCAUUUAUUAUUCCAAUAGCGGUCGUUAUUCUUGCAAACCUCAUCGUCUUUACGUUGGUCAUGUGUAAUUUGUUUCGACGAAAGAAGAAUACCAUGAUAUCAAACCAAUCGGAACGCAAGAUGGCAUUCUUGCACUUUCAGGCUGCUGUCUCCAUAUUUGUCAUUCUAGGUCUGACGUGGGUGUUCGGUUUCAUGACUGUUGAUGACACCAGGAUUGUCUUCCACUAUCUGUUUGCGCUGUUCAACGCCUUCCAAGGACUCUUCGUCUUCUUGUUCUUUACUCUCAGGGAAAAGCAGAUUCGUAAUGCCUGGAGAAAGUUAUGCUGUCCUAAAUCCGUUUACAAGUCUGCGACAAGUUCAGAAGGAUACAAAGGCAAGAGUGCCAACUCCGACACCAAAAGUACGGAGCCUUUGGGCCCAAGCUCAAACAGUACAGGCUACUCCAAUGGGGGGCGCCAGAGAAGUGACAUUUAGACUUAUGAUCAUAUUUCAUGGGUAGAAGCUGAAGCGUUCACUCUCCUCCUUAGUGUAAUGCUAAAAAAACUCUCCACAUUCACCCCUGGAAUAAAUCAUCUAUCACUGUACAUAACGCACAUUUCUUGAAUUUGUAGCUCAUCUGGUUUUGGUUUUCACGAAAACAUUUUAUUUUUUGUCAUAUCUUUGUUGUCGUUAUUGGUGCAUUUGCAAUAUACGUUGGAGCCAUUUAAAAUAUUUCUUUGAAAUGUAACUUGACUAUAUGUUAAAACUUAUUCUAGCUAUAAAUUACAACCCUUUAACAUAUUUGUCCGAUGAGUUCAUGUUUCCAAUGACAAUGCGCAAAGAUUUAUAUUGAGUUCUGCCUCUUGGUCAAUUGGAAAAUCAGGUGAGCGUUGCUGUUUGUUUCGAUGCUUGUUUUAUUUUCAUUGUGGUCGAAUCUUGAAACUAUGGCAUAACGUCAAUAAAGACUGAGAUAUAAGCUGAAUUGCAUGCAAUAAGUCUUUGCCAUAAUUCCAUUGUACUCAUUAUGUUGCCCUGUACCUGUCGGGUGUUCCGGGUAAAUUUAAAAGGGGUUUUAUACAUACUAAUUUGAGAAGAAGAAAUUCUUUGUGUUUAUUACAAGCUUCUAAUCUCGUAUUAAAGAAGGCCCAUCCGGGUUCAAAAUGUUAGGGAAUUCCUUUUUGCCGCUGUCAAAUAGUCAAAAAGAAGUUGAUACAGCUUGGCGUUUGCCCAGUGCCACUAAACCGGGUUUAUGUUUAAACUGUUUGCUACUGAGCUUGUUUCUGUAGCUUUUUGCAUAAAUACUGAUAUGCAUGUGUAUUCUCAUUGUCAGACAUUCCUUAUACUCGAUUGUAUACUGCACUGUGUGGUCUAUACUAUAUGUUUGCGGUUGGAACUGUUUUGUACAUUUCAACUUUGCUUAUAUAGAAAAUUGGAAUGAAAUCUAUUUUUGUAUAUUGUUUAUUACAUCAUAUACACUUAUUGCAGUCCCGGAUCUACGUUUGCUGCCAUAACACAAAUUGUUAGUCACAAAUUUAAUUUUAUUUUUUAAUAUCAGUUUUUGGAGUUGAUAUUUAGUUUUUUGUACAUGUAUAUGUUAAUAUUAUUGACCACGUAACUUUAUGAACCUUAAAUGCACUUAUUUUGGUAAUAAAAAGGAAUGCUUGUU